GGGAACCUCAUCCUCAUUUGGGUGACACUGGAGGUGUGGUCUGUCCUCAGAGACCACAUGGUCCAAAUCGUCUUAUUAGGCAUGAAGUGUUCAGUCAGUUCUCAAAGUGUUGGAAGAAGGAAAAAUGAAGAGCACAAUUGCUGAAAAUGUUAAAGCUGACUAUGAUAUGUCAGUACAUUGCAGUCUGCAUUCUGAACCAUGGAGCAUUGGAAGAACGUGGUCUGGUUUGAGGAAUGAUGCUGAGGUGUGUGUGCAUCAUGUACCUGCAUGCCUGGAAGAGUUGGGAUGAAGAUUCAGUAUCUGAAGAAGGCAAAGUUUUGGAGUGAUUUGCGGAUCUUCGGCCUCUCUGCUUUACAGAGAAAGAUGAGUAUAGCACGUCUCUGGAGAUCUUACCAGGGGGUAAUGGCCAAAAAGCCAUGGACUGUCCAAAUAAUCACAGCUGGCUCUCUGAUGGGAGUAGGGGAUAUCAUCUCGCAGCAGCUAAUUGAAAGACGAGGCUUGAACAAGCAUAACAUUAUACGCACCACAAAGAUGAUGAGCAUUGGCUUCUUUUUUGUCGGACCAGUAAUUGGUGGAUGGUACAGAGUACUAGACAGACUUGUCAUUGGGACGACCAAAGGCACAGCUCUGAGGAAAAUGCUAAUUGACCAGGCCUGCUUUGCUCCUUGUUUUCUCGGAACGUUCUUAGGAAUCUACGGAGUUCUUAAUGGGCUCACUGUGGAAGAGAACGUAGCUAAGCUCAAGAGGGACUAUGCAGAUGCCUUGAUCACCAAUUACUAUUUGUGGCCUGCUGUUCAGAUCGCCAAUUUUUAUUUCAUCCCCCUUCAACACAGGUUGGCUGUUGCGCAGAUUGUUGCUGUGGUAUGGAAUUCAUACCUCUCAUGGAAAGCCAAUAAAAUGUAGAGCGAUGUAUUGCCUUACUGGUGCAUUUUGUGGAAAUUCAUUGGGGUAACAAAUUAACUUCAGGAAUUCAUUUUAGGAAUAAAAAUUGUAAAAGGAAAAGACAAGAAAGACCAAUAUAAAUACACUAUUUUCAUGUUACACUAGGGGAAUGGAAUGUCAUUAUUAUUAUUUUAUUAUUAUUAUUAUUAUUAUUUCUGUUGUUUUCAUUGCUGCUGCUAAAGUUAUCAUUAUUACUACCAUUCACCAUUUUAAAUGAUAGUUUACAAAAUCUCUUGUCAUCGCAAUUUUCCUUCAAAUUUGAGGAAUAUUUUCUAUGAAAACUGGAACAUGUUGAACACUUCCUGCCAUGCUAUGUUUUUCUUUUUUUCUUGACUAUUUAAGAGCAAAAUUUUGUGAAUAGUCAUCUCUCUGUAGUGAGGCAGUUAUGAGCUUCUAUGAACUGUGAAUUAAAGAUUUUUACUCAAGCAGGUAGUUGAUAUUGAAAUAAACAUCUCUGUGGAUAGAUUUUAUUUCACUUUUCCCGGAGAGGUUUCACAUGUAUUAAGUUACAAUUUAUUAAAACGUAAUUAAUUAAAACCAUUAAAAUUUGAGUGUUGGUGUUCCUUUAAGUUUUUAGGAAUGAUAUAUCAUCUGUCAGUUACAUAUGUAUAAGUCAUGUCUUUAGGCGAGACAUCAUGGAAUUGUAUCCACCUUCCAGAUUUCCUGCAGCAUUAAAGACUACAUAAGAUUG
This is a messenger RNA of Tachysurus fulvidraco (yellow catfish), 1633 nucleotides long. It is a transcript of the gene mpv17, whose product is annotated as mitochondrial inner membrane protein MPV17. The transcript has 9 exons. Lineage: Eukaryota; Metazoa; Chordata; Actinopteri; Siluriformes; Bagridae. The record is from RefSeq and is a predicted model, not a curated record. Bases 268 to 903 code for a protein of 211 amino acids. Gene Ontology annotation, cellular component: cytoplasm; membrane.